Molecule: messenger RNA, 780 nt
Organism: Pseudomassariella vexata
Lineage: Eukaryota; Fungi; Ascomycota; Sordariomycetes; Amphisphaeriales; Pseudomassariaceae
Product: S-adenosyl-L-methionine-dependent methyltransferase
Exons: 1
Coding region: 1-780 (259 amino acids)
Biological process (GO): tRNA wobble uridine modification
Cellular component (GO): nucleus; cytoplasm
Molecular function (GO): S-adenosylmethionine-dependent methyltransferase activity; tRNA binding
Source: RefSeq, a predicted model, not a curated record
AUGUCUCGGAUUACCACGGCCGCUAGCGCAGCAUCUGCCGCCGGGAUAUCGCAGCCGCAAGAGCAGCCAGCUCUCAAUAAAGCAGCGCUUGCAGCGGCCCCCGAGUCCUACGAGCAAACCCACGUGCACAACGUCUACGAGUCCAUUGCCAGCCACUUCUCCUCCACCCGGUACAAGCCCUGGCCUGUCAUCGCCUCUUUCCUUUCCGCCCUGCCCCCAGGGUCCGUAGGCCUCGACGUCGGCUGCGGUAACGGCAAGUAUUUAGCCGUGAACCCCAACGUGUUUAUCCUGGGCUCGGACCGCAGCGCCAACUUGGUGCGCAUCGCGCGGGAUCACUCCGGCGAACGGCGGUGUGAGGUCGCGGUUGCGGAUGGGCUGAGUCUGCCGUACCGCGAGGGAAGCGUGGAUUUCGCGAUUUGUGUGGCCGUGAUACAUCACAUGUCUACGCGGGACCGGAGGCGGGAGGCGGUGGGGACUUUGUUGGGGAGUGUCGUCGAGGGAGGACGAGGGAAGGUGCUGGUGUACGUGUGGGCGCUGGAGCAGGGGAACAGCCGGCGAGGCUGGGAUGCACGAUCGGAUCAGGAUCAGCUGGUACCGUGGGUGAUGAAGGCGAAGCAGGGCGGGGUGGAUGGGCCUGGGAACGCGGAGACUACUUACCAGCGAUACUAUCACCUGUACCGAAAGGGGGAGCUCGAGGAAGACGUGCUAGCUGUGGGUGGUAGAGUCGUGGAAAGUGGCUACGAUAGGGAUAAUUGGUGGGUCGUUGCGAGUCGGGCCUAA